Lepidothrix coronata (blue-crowned manakin) is the source of this 3545-nucleotide messenger RNA. It is a transcript of the gene VANGL2, whose product is annotated as VANGL planar cell polarity protein 2. Gene Ontology annotation, cellular component: plasma membrane. NCBI's taxonomy places the organism in Eukaryota, Metazoa, Chordata, Aves, Passeriformes, Pipridae. The transcript is spliced from 7 exons. The record is from RefSeq and is a predicted model, not a curated record. Gene Ontology annotation, biological process: Wnt signaling pathway, planar cell polarity pathway; establishment of planar polarity; multicellular organism development.
CGACCCCUCCGGAGGCUCCGGGUGCUCCAAGUGCCUCGGUGAGCAGCGGGACGGGGGUCGGUGCCCGCCUGCAGCCGCCUCGCCCGGACCCCCCGCGCUGCCCCUCGGGCGGGCGAGUCCUUUUCUCCUGAGAAGAGCCCGACCAGGUGAUCAAAAUAGAGACCCUCAAGGUGACGGUCGACUUCUUGAAGGUGCCCCUGGGCCUGAAGAAGCCCGCCCUGAAGGAGGCCCUGCCCGCCGUCCCGGGGCCGGGCAGACCCAAAGCCCUGGAGCGGCACAAGCCCCGGCGCUCCGACAACAUGGACAAUGAGUCGCAGUACUCGGGAUAUUCCUACAAAUCCGGCCAUUCCCGCAGCUCCCGCAAGCACAGGGACCGGCGGGACCGGCACCGCUCCAAAAGCCGGGACGGGAGCCGGGGGGAUAAAUCCGUGACCAUCCAAGCGCCGGGAGAGCCCCUCUUGGACAACGAGUCCACCCGGGGGGACGAGAGGGACGACAACUGGGGCGAGACCACCACAGUGGUGACGGGGACGUCGGAGCACAGCAUCUCCCACGAUGACCUCACCCGCAUCACCAAGGACAUGGAGGACAGCGCCCACCUGGACUGCUCCCGGCACCUGGGCGUGGCGCUGGCCGGGGCGCUGGCGCUGCUGGCCUUCCUCACCCCCCUGGCCUUCCUGCUGCUGCCCCAGCUGCUGUGGCGGGAGGAGCUGGAGCCCUGCGGGACGCCCUGCGAGGGGCUCUUCAUCUCCGUGGCCUUCAAGCUCCUCAUCCUCCUGCUGGGCAGCUGGGCCCUGUUCUUCCGCCGCCCCAAAGCCUUCUUCCCGCGCGUCUUCGUCUUCCGGGCGCUGCUCAUGGUGCUGGUCUUCCUGCUGGUCGUGUCCUACUGGCUCUUCUACGGCGUCCGGAUCCUGGACUCGCGGGACCGCGACUACCGGGGCGUGGUGCAGUUCGCCGUGUCGCUGGUGGACGCCCUGCUCUUCGUGCACUACCUGGCCGUGGUGCUGCUGGAGCUGCGCCAGCUCCAGCCCCAGUUCACCCUCAAGGCCGUUCGCUCGGCCGACGGCGCCAGUCGCUUCUACAACGUCGGGCACCUCAGCAUCCAACGAGCGGCCGUGUGGAUCCUGGAGAACUACUACCACGACUUCCCGGUCUACAACCCCGCCCUGCUCAACCUGCCAAAAUCCGUCCUGUCCAAGAAAAUGUCCGGGUUUAAGGUCUAUUCCCUCGGCGAGGAGAACUCCACCAACAACUCGACGGGGCAGCCCCGGGCCGUGAUCGCGGCGGCCGCGCGGCGCCGGGACAACAGCCACAACGAGUUCUACUACGAGGAGGCCGAGCACGAGCGCAGGGUCCGCAAGCGCCGCGCCAGGUACGGGGCUGGCACCGGCAGAGGGGGCACGGGGGGCUCGAGGCUGCAAAAAAAGAGAAACCCCCGAGGCUGAGCCACGGGAAGGCGACAUUCCCGUGUCAUUCCCGUGUCAUUCCCGUGUCAUUCCCGUGUCAUUCCCGUGUCAUUCCCGUGACAUUCCCGUGUCCCUUCCCUCCCCAAGGCGUUCCUGGAGCGGUACCUGACGGCCGGGCCCACCAUCCAGUACCACAAGGACCGCUGGCUGGCCAAGCAGUGGACGCUGGUCAGCGAGGAGCCGGUCACCAACGGCCUCAAGGACGGCGUGGUCUUCGUGCUCAAGCGCCAGGACUUCAGCCUGGUGGUGAGCACCAAGAAGAUCCCCUUCUUCAAGCUCUCGGAGGAGUUCGUGGACCCCAAGUCGCACAAGUUCAUCAUGAGGCUGCAGUCGGAGACCUCGGUGUGAGCUGAACAGGGCUGGCAGAGGGGGUCAGCUGGGAGACCCUCCCCGCUCCCCUCCGGCCCCGCCGGGGCUCGGGGAGGUCACCUCGGGGGGUGACCUCAGGGGGGGUCACCUCGGGGGUCAAGGACCCGAAGGACCUUGGGCAGAACUCCGGGAAGCGGCUCCGGCACCCGCCCGGGCUCGUGGUCACCCGCCCUCCGCCCCGGGGUGGGCUCAGCCCCUCUUCCUCCUCCUCCUCCUCCUCCUCCUCCUCCUCCCCCCUGAAACCCAGGGCCUUGUAGCCUCUCCCCAGGGGAAGGAGCAGCGCCGGUGACUCGGUGCCACCACUCAAGGGCUAAUCCCAAACCUUCCUCACCAGCGUCCCCCGGGUCCCGCCGGGAUCUUCUGCUCUUGCCUCCCCCUUUUCUCCCCGUCCUGGCUCUGGCCUUAAACCACUUCCAGCCCGGCCUUUGGGGCUGCUUUUUUAACCCUAGAGAGAUUUUUUAUGUUGUUUUUAGGGGCGGGGGUGGAGUAUUUUUGUGAACGCCUCCACACUCUGUGGCUGCUACAAAAAACUUCCCCGUGGCAUUCCAGGACACUCCAGGCUGGAGGAGCCUCCUCCUCCUCCUCCUCCUCCUCCUCCUCGCCUCUGCUGGUGGUUUUUUAGCAGAUCUGCUUUUUUUCCAGAGGAGCAGAAGGUCGGGUUUGGGGUUUUCACGUGGGUUCUGCCGCUCCCGAGCUGACCCCACAUUCCCGCUUCCAGCAGCACCUCCGUGGGGCUUCCCGGGGUCCUUGGAGCUGGAAUUGCAGGAAAAGCAGCUUAAAACAUCUCCUGGGGUCCAGCCCUGGACCUACAGCUCCGAGAGGCUCCUGGGAGGGGUCAGCAAGGUCCUUAAUUAACGUCCCUUGGGUGUGGAGUGGCCCGUGGCCACCCCACGGAAUUCCCACCUUGUCGGGACCUGAAAAACCUUUUGCCUUCUCCUGGUUUCUGUUAAAGGUCUCAAAUACCUCAUGGGUUUAUUUUCACCUUUUUUUUCAUGUUUUCCCACAUCCAGGGGCACCAGUGGGAGUCUGGGGCUGGUCCCUGCGGGGUCGGUUUGCUCGGGGAGGGGCCGAUUUCCCCCCGAGGAGGCUCGAGCCGGGUCGGAUUUGGGGGUUGUUUUAUCCUAAAAAAAGCACUAAAAGGGUGUGAAUUUGGGGGGGGGGAGGGGGAGGGAGGGGCUUCCCCAGCAGCACCAGUAGCAAAGUCCCGGUGCUGGAGGGGUCCUGUGGGGUCCAACCCCACCCAAGCACUCACUGCCCGGGCUUGGCUUUCCCGAAUUCCAGGGAAUCUCCGUUUUGGGGGAAUUUCUGACCCCCUCCUGCCGCUCCCCUCUUGAGGCCGAAGGACCCAACUCCACCCCCCCCGGUGGGAGCCCGUUUUUGGGGUGUUUCGGGGGGUUUUCCUACAAAAAAAAGACCGAAGGGUCGGCCCAGGGAGGGGGGAUUUUUCCACUCGGGAGUUUUAAGAAGAAGAAGAAAAAAAAGCCUUUUUUUGGGGUCCGUUUUCGGGGUUGGUUUGAUUCCUCUCAGCAGAGCCCAGACCUUGUGCAUGCGUGUAGAAAGUUGUAAAAUGUAAAAUUGUUUUUUAAUAUAUAAAAGAAAAAAAAAGCUCGUUUUUACAGUUUUGCAGUGGGUCGGAAACUGUCCCGGCAGUGGUAGAAGUUUGGUUGGUGUUUGGUUGGUUUUUUGUUUUUUUGGUUUUUUUUUUUUUUU